Messenger RNA from Triticum turgidum subsp. durum (durum wheat), 963 nucleotides. NCBI's taxonomy places the organism in Eukaryota, Viridiplantae, Streptophyta, Magnoliopsida, Poales, Poaceae. The record is from the annotation of a GenBank genome assembly.
AUGAGAGGGGGAAACCACUUAGGAAUGAAAAGCUUGGUGCAGCUGUUCAACGAGUGGGAGAUCCAACUACUAGUGCUUGUUAGCUUCACGCUACAAUUCUUUCUCUUCUUUACCGGCGGCCUCCGGCGGCGUAUCAGAAGCAGUGUACUGAGAUCAUCAGUCUGGCUAGCCUAUCUGGGAGCGAACUUGGUAGCCGCUUAUGUCCUAGGCCUCAUCACACGACAAGAGGUUUCUACUCAUCACCUGUUUUUUCUCUGGGCGCCCUUCCUCCUCAUACAUCUCGGCGGACAAGACACCAUCACUGCUUUUGCCAUCGAGGACAACACUCUCUGGCUGAGGCAUCUGUUGAAUCUUGUUGUCCAGGUGAACCUCACCCUGUAUAUCUUUUGGAAAUCAUUUGAUGGCGGCCCUAAUAUGCAGCUUCUUGCUCCUAGUAUCCUUUUGUUUGUUACUGGCACUAUCAAGUAUGGGGAGAGAACAUUGGCUUUGUGGUGUGGCAAUGUAAGAAACAUGAGGGAAAUUUGGGGUGGUUCUGAAUCGGAAACGCGCCUUGAUACCUCUUCUGAAGACCUUGUUUUCUAUGCCUUGCCUUCAGCAAAGGUUAUCCGUUGGUUUUUUACUAGCCUUUCGUACAAGCCUCACGCUAACCGUUGGGAUAUAGAUAGUUUACAGCCAGACCUUUCAACCAAGUUAUUCGGGAUCAUGGAGAUUCAACUCGGCCUGAUGUAUGAUGAUAUCUAUACUAAGGCCCUGGUGCUUCGGACGUGGGGUUGCACCAUACUUCGGUACAUCUCACAUAUUACCUUUCUGGCCGCUUUAGUGCUCUUCUCUGUAAUAAGAAACAAAGAAGAGAGGUGGUACUACAGUUCUGUUGACACUGUAAUCACCUAUGGCCUAUUUUUUGGCGGUUUCUCUCUUGAAGUUUCCUCAUUAUGUAUCAUCAUGAUGUCACCUCGGACUUGA